Aureobasidium uvarum is the source of this 975-nucleotide messenger RNA. Lineage: Eukaryota; Fungi; Ascomycota; Dothideomycetes; Dothideales; Saccotheciaceae. The record is from the annotation of a GenBank genome assembly.
AUGCCAUACUGGCAUGAGAAGGCUAUCAGACACUAUGAUAGUGCUGUCAGCGGACUGAGUCAAGCUCUGCAAGAUAGGUCACAGACCAACGACAAGUGGAAGAGAGAAACAGUCUUGCUAUUGCAUCUGUUCGAGGGCUUCCAGUCUAAGGACGAAGAAUCUACACUUGGAAAGGCUCAUCUACGUGGAGCGCACGAGCUCUUCAUUCCGACCGUCAAGGACCAGUCCCCCAUGAGCUACCAUGACGUUUUGGUGCUGGAAGCUUAUAUCAUGCAUACUGCCAACAAUCACCUCUUCCAACCUGACUCACAACUACCAAUCACACAUAUCACUGAGGCACUUGGAACACUUACAUCGGCUCUAAAUCAGCUGAAGAUGGAUUGCGAUUGGCGUAGCAGCCCUUGGAUCGGAUUUGGCGGCCCGGAGCUAGCGGAUAUGACUUACAGAGUUUCAUGGCUCGCCCAUAAGCCAUCCUUAGACGACAAAGAUCAAGAAGAAGUGGAGAAGAUCAUUGCUCGUCUUUCAUCAUGGACCGCUCCAGCAUGUCGGGAAGAAUCGCUGUCGACACAACUUGACUUGCCACCGAGGCGCCUGGUGUUACUUGCUCAAGCUUAUUGGUGUGCAUGUUCGUACCUCACAACACAUCUUGCGCAAGAACAAAGCUGUAUCCUACCCUUCGACGCUGACGCUUUCGUCACUGAGAUUCUACAACUUUUAGACCAGCUCAUCGAGCACGAACACACAAUCAACAAUCACUUAUGGCCGUUGGUUGUCAUCGGCACAGCGGCAACAGAUCUAGCAACACAAGAGCAUAUCAAAUCGCUUCUGCCGCAGUUUCAUCAAGGCCUGGGUCCAGCGUCUCUGAGAAGAGCCGAACGUUUUUUGACAGUCGCUUGGAAGACUGACUCGCAAGGCAUCAUGUAUGGCAGGAAAAUUUUCAAGAACAGAGAAGCAUUGUAUCAGAUGUUCUUCUGA